GAAAUGAUAACUUUUCCAUUUUCUUUGAAUGAAAAAUGAAAUGAUGUCUGCAAAUCUGUUGGACUACUUAAAAGAAUCUUCUCAUACUCCUCAUCGUUCUAUUUUCUUUGACAAGUUUCAAGUUGGUUAUAAAUUGCACUGUUUGGACGAGGUUGUGGUUGAGAAAGAACAGGAUGCUCUUGCCACUGUCACUGCAGUGGAUAUCGAUCGAGCAGAAGGUCGAUAUAUUCUUGCAGGAGAGAGUGAUGGUUCAAUUUAUUUAUAUGACCUAUUUCCUUAUUUUUAUUCGGAGGAGAAGAAUGGUAUUACACUUCCUCGUCUAUGUCAAUCCAGAGAUAGACAAAUGAAUAGACUUGGCAGUGUUUCUUGUUUACGUUGGUAUACUGAAGACAAUGGAAUGUUUUUCUCUCUUCAAUACUUGAUUCAACAAAGUAGAAUUUCCAUUUGGGAUACUAACUUGUUUACUGAGGAACAAGUUAUUGAAUAUCAGGAUAUGCCAAUCUAUCAAUUGACACCUUGUCCUGCAGGUGCUAUGCACUCACUGUUGGCUUUAGGUACGAAUAAAAAGGUAUUGUUAUUAGAUUUAAGAGUUGGUCAAAGAGCAGUUCAGCAAUUGGGAGGUUGGGAUAGUGGAGUUGUUUGCCUAGAAUGGUGUCCUCAGGUCGACUAUUGUUUGGCUACGGGGACUUUGAAUGGCGACUUGAGUUUAAUUGAUUGGAGAAAGCCUAAACAUAAUAAUCGCUUGGUUGUUAUGAAUCCUUAUCGUUCUUCUUGUUCAAAUACGAGUCAACCUGUGCUUAUCCAACCCAUGAAUCAAGGCAUUGAAAGUCUACAAAGAAGACUGAGUUGGUCUCCAUCAUCUACGCUUCAUUUUUGGUCCAAGUCUUGUUAUCAGCAGAUCAUUGGAUGCAAGAGAAAAGAGAAAAUGGAUAAAGUUGUGGAAAUGAAGCCAUUGGAUGGACUAUCGAAGCAAAGUGAAAUGCUCCAACACUCUCAAGAGAUUGCUAGUCAUCGUGCUCAUUCAUGUUCUGUCCAAUCCAUUUGUUUUUUGUGGAAUAGUCGAUAUCUUAGUUCUUUGGAUAGAGAAGGCACUGUUCAAAUAUGGGAUACGUUAACUGGAUGUUUAGAACAUUCGUUAACUUGCAGUUGUCUUCCAAACAAACGCAAAAGGAAAAACGCAUUUCAGUGGAUUUCAUUGGGUUGGGAUAACAAAACUUUGAUAUAUGCUUUGGAUAGAAAUUUGUAUUCCUUUGAUGCUUUUCAUGGGAAUCAUAUAACUACGAUACAAACAAUAGGCAGUGCAAUAACUGCUUUAACUUCCCAUCCUUGGGAACCUUUAUGGAUAUGUGGUUCAAGAAAUGGUGAAUUGAUAUUUUUUGGAGUUGAAGAUAGCAUUUAUCUUCAAAAGCAAUUGCCUUUAGGAGUCUCAUUUUGUACACAAAAAUAAUGAUUGAGAUCGACAUUCUUCUUUUAAA
Messenger RNA from Galdieria sulphuraria, 1475 nucleotides. RefSeq names its product DNA excision repair protein ERCC-8. Gene Ontology annotation, molecular function: protein binding. NCBI's taxonomy places the organism in Eukaryota, Rhodophyta, Bangiophyceae, Galdieriales, Galdieriaceae. The transcript has a single exon. Gene Ontology annotation, cellular component: nucleotide-excision repair complex; Cul4A-RING E3 ubiquitin ligase complex. The record is from RefSeq and is a predicted model, not a curated record. The coding region runs from base 29 to 1447 and encodes 472 amino acids. Gene Ontology annotation, biological process: transcription-coupled nucleotide-excision repair; proteasome-mediated ubiquitin-dependent protein catabolic process; protein polyubiquitination.